Molecule: messenger RNA, 1703 nt
Organism: Spodoptera litura
Lineage: Eukaryota; Metazoa; Arthropoda; Insecta; Lepidoptera; Noctuidae
Gene: IBP2
Product: insulin-related peptide binding protein
Biological process (GO): homophilic cell-cell adhesion; synapse organization
Cellular component (GO): axon; plasma membrane; neuronal cell body
Molecular function (GO): axon guidance receptor activity
Source: RefSeq, a predicted model, not a curated record
GGAAUUGUCCAUACUCCUAUCACAACUCGCAAACAGACAACAGCUCAAGAAAAUUUUGUAUUUUUAUAUUUAAUCGUGUGUAUUGUGAGAACGAGAUUAACAAGGCUGCAUUCAAAUACUCAACUAGCGACAUCUUUUAUCGGAUAGCAACAAUGAUGAACUCACUUUCGCUACUCGCCGCUGUCUUCGUGUCGCUACUGUGCACUUUCGCGAGCGCCCAUGUCGCGGACAGUAGAAAAGGAUUAGAUAACAAUAUACAACCUAAUGCAGCCACACCCAAGAGGAAACACUUAAGGGAUAUGGUGCGCAUCAGGAACGCUCCUCCAGAGACUGUGCAACUUGAACCUGGUUCGCGACUGGUGCUGCAGUGUGACGUCUUAGGGAAACCAGCGCCGAGCGUGCAGUGGCUGAAAAAUGGAGAGCCUGUUAUGGAUUACGAAGUGGAAAGCAACGACAUCCUCCCCGCUCAUCCGUCAAGCCUUGCGCUCCUCACCAGCAAACUCGUAGUGAGGUCAUCAGCCAACGGUGACGUGUACACGUGUGUGGCAACCUCUGCACUCAACCAAAAAACUGCUUCCACUACCGUUUUGACUGUUGAAGGAAAUGACGAAGAAAACCUACUAAUCUUAGAGAAAUUAUUCCGUAUGCCUACUAAGCCAGUGAUCACCACUUUUUACACGAACAUCUUGCAAGACAUUGGCUCUGAGCUGAUCCUGCCCUGCCGAGUGGAUAGCAACAGCGAGUCCCAGGUCUUCUGGCACCAGAACAACGAACUUAUCUUUGAUAACUCCAGGAUGCGGGUGCUGCCCUCUGGUGAUUUAGUAAUCUCUCCAUUACUGUGGUCUGAUAUGGGUAACUUCUCGUGCAUAGCUAAGAAUGCGUACGGUAAAGAUACUGUGGACACUUUCGUUUACCCUCUGAAGCCGUCCAAAGCAUAAAUGCGCCUACCCCAACCUGUUUGACAAGAAACGUUACCCGCCGAUUUAAUCUCGAUGUUCCUAUUAUUAAGUGACGUUUAAGCUUAACUUAACUUAUUAUUAGUCCCUAAGUUACAAUGUAUACAACAAAGUAAUAUAAGUACUUAAUAUAUUUAAAAAAAUAUUAUUUAAUAAGUUUAUAUGACAUUCAGCCGUACACAAAUGUUGAUGAAAACGAAAUAAGAAAUGCAAAACAGACUGAGAUUCCAUUUUUUAAAUUGACAUUAAUUUUAAAAAUAAAAUAAGAGUCUAUUUUGUCAUUUCAAAAAUAAAAUAAUUAGAUCGUGGUCGAGAGACUUACAGGUAUUCCAAUUGUCAGAUUCAAAAAUCAAUUUAUAAUUUUUAUUUCAUGAAUUUAAUUUAUUUACGCCUGAAUUGAUGCGACUGGAUUUUUAAUAAUAAUUUAAUCGAGUUUUAAGUUAUUCCCUACUAUUAUUUUGUGAUUUUAUUUUAUAAGAGAUUUAUUUUGUAAAUAAAUACAUACAUUAUGACAUUACCUACUAUUAGUUGUAUUGUACAGUUGGAUAAAUCAGCCAUUUUAAUAUAAUGUUGUCAGUUUAUAAACAAUUUAAAAAUUCACGCAAUCUCAAUAUAUUUCUUACAUUUCUGUGUAAAUUUUGCUUAGAACCAGUGUCUCAAUGAUUUCGCUGACUGUACUUAGUAUAAAUUGAUGUUAAUACAUACGAUCUCUGUGAUUUUUGAAAUAAAUGUUUUAUUAUUACACUU